Messenger RNA from Heterobasidion irregulare TC 32-1, 422 nucleotides. RefSeq lists its product as uncharacterized. Gene Ontology annotation, cellular component: Golgi apparatus. Gene Ontology annotation, molecular function: GTPase activator activity; metal ion binding. Lineage: Eukaryota; Fungi; Basidiomycota; Agaricomycetes; Russulales; Bondarzewiaceae. The annotation marks the transcript as partial. The transcript has 5 exons. The record is from RefSeq and is a predicted model, not a curated record. Gene Ontology annotation, biological process: intra-Golgi vesicle-mediated transport; endocytosis; endoplasmic reticulum to Golgi vesicle-mediated transport.
UCCCUCUCCCCGCUCAUUCAUCCACAAUGUCACGGCAGGACAGGGCAACCACAGAACGGCACACAAAGAUCCUCCGCGAGCUCGUAAAGCGCCCAGAAAACAAGACCUGCUCAGACUGCAAACACAACGAUCCCCGCUGGGCCUCAUGGAACCUCGGCGUAUUCCUGUGCAUCCGCUGCUCAGGCAUCCACCGCGGCAUGGGCACCCACAUCAGCAAGGUCAAGUCCAUCGACCUCGAUACCUGGACCCCCGAGCAGAUGGAGUCCAUCACGAAAUGGGGCAACCGCAGGGCAAAUCUCUACUGGGAAGCCCACCUCAAAUCCGGCCACGUCCCUCCAGAUCAUAAAAUGGAGUCCUUCAUCCGCUCAAAGUACGAGUCCCGCCGCUGGGCAAUGGACGGCCCGCCCCCCUCCGACCCCGCC